AAUACCCAAUGUGCAUCUUAUUUGUUGCCUUGCAAUUGAGUUUAAGGGUGAUUUGGGAUAGAGGAGUUCAGCUAGCUAUGCUCCAGUUUUUUCUCUUCUUUCAGAGUAUGAGGAAGUCUAAGAACAAAUACUUAUUGGGAAAUAUUUCUAUUGUACUGUUUGACAUAGGGCUUUUUCUUUAUUCCCGAUAACAGAUCACUUUUUCUCCUGAUGUCUCCCUUCAGCUAGAUACUGCUCUUCCUAAUGAUGAGUAGAAAAACUUUUCUGACCCGUUACCUUUCUACCAAAGUUGGGAGAUGGAAAUGCCAUAGAAAUACUGAUUUGAGUGUAUUUAAUGCAUUUUUUUUUCUGUGUAUUUAUUUACAGAUGGGGCAUGACUGGGGUUGGUUGGAUUCUGAACAAGACUAUCCCAAUGACUCUGAGUUGAGCAAUGACUGCAGGUCCCUCUUCAGCUCAUGGGACUCCAGUUUUGAUCUUGAUGUGGGCAGCUGGAGGGAACCUGAGGAGCCAGGGGAUGAGGAACUAGAGGAAAGCAGCCCAGGGAGAGAAGCUAGUGAGCUGCUUGUGAGGGACGGAGGCAGUGAGGAAUCUCAGGAAGAGGCAGAGCAAGUCAGCCGCCAGAACCUCCUCUUUCUCUCUGAGGUAGCUUAUUUAAUGGAGCCGUUGUGCAUUAGCAGCAAAGAAUCAAGUGAAGGCUGUUGCCCUUCAUCUGGUACCAGACAAGAGGCAAGGGAAAUUGAAGCUACUGAAGGAGAGGGGGAGCCCUACAGAGAACCUGAAGAACUUUCAGCCAAGGAAGACCCCUUAGUCGCUGAGAAGUCAUCACUGGGAGAAAAUGGAAGGACAGAGGUGACUCGACCUCCCUCAGAUAUUUCGGCACUUCAGGAACAAUCCAUAGAGAGCAAAGAGCGGGGAGUUCAGCAAGAAUCCAAAGAGGAGGACCAGGGUGAAGGGUAUGUAUCAGAAAUGGAGGACCAGUGUUCUUCAGGUGAGUGUGAUGAUGGCUGCAGCAUCCAGGAGACUCCUCUGGUGGAUAUCCUUUUCAGUCGUGCUGCCUCCUCAAAGCUGUCUGAUCGAUGCCAUGGUGAUCCUGUUCAGGAUCACUUGCUAUUUAAGAAGACUCUCCUGCCAGUCUGGAAGAUGAUAGCCAGUCACAGGUUCAGCAGUCCGUUUCUGAAGCCUGUGUCAGAAAGGCAGGCCCCAGGAUACAAGGAUGUGGUGAAAAGACCCAUGGACUUAACUAGCCUGAAAAGGAAUCUGUCCAAGGGACGGAUUCGCACCAUGGCUCAGUUCCAGCGGGACCUGAUGCUGAUGUUCCAAAAUGCUGUGAUGUACAAUGACUCUGAUCAUCAUGUAUACCAUAUGGCUGUGGAGAUGCAGCGAGAAGUCUUGGAGCAGAUUCAGGUACUGUAG
Cervus elaphus (red deer) is the source of this 1413-nucleotide messenger RNA. RefSeq names its product bromodomain-containing protein 8-like. Gene Ontology annotation, molecular function: protein binding. The transcript has 6 exons. NCBI's taxonomy places the organism in Eukaryota, Metazoa, Chordata, Mammalia, Artiodactyla, Cervidae. The record is from RefSeq and is a predicted model, not a curated record. Bases 244 to 1413 code for a protein of 389 amino acids. Gene Ontology annotation, cellular component: NuA4 histone acetyltransferase complex.